GCGCGGCGCGCGCCGGGCUCAGAGCGCGAUGAGCGCGGGCUGAGGGAGCUUCGGGCCACCCGCGGCCAUGGUGGCGCACGACGAGCUGGGCGGGCUGCUGCCCAUCAAAAGGACUAUCCGGGUCAUCGACGCGCAGAACCAGCACUUCAGGGAGCAGGAGGAGCCAAGCACGAAACGGGUCCGGCCUUUAGCGCGAGUCACCUCCCUGGCAAACCUGAUCUCUCCUGUCAGAAAUGGGGCAGUUCGACGUUUUGGGCAGACAAUCCAGUCGUUCACCCUUCGCAGCGACAGCAAAUCCCCUGGCUGUGCCCAGAAGUCCUGCAGCAGAUCUGCUGCUCCUACCCCCCCUAAGAGAAGGAGCAGUGUCCUUUGGUCUGAAAUGUUGGAUGUCAACACCAAGGAAUCCCUGAGCACCAAAGAAAUCAAACGCCAGGAGGCCAUCUAUGAAAUGUCCAGGGGAGAGCAGGACCUGAUUGAAGACCUGAAGCUGGCCAGGAAGGCCUACCAUGAUCCCAUGCUGAAACUCUCCAUCAUGUCUGAGGAGGAGCUCACCCACAUUUUUGGGGACUUGGAUUCCUACAUUCCUCUGCACGAAGACUUACUGGCAAGUUUGGGGGAAGCAACGAAACCAGAUGGAACAGUGGAGCAGAUUGGGCCCAUCCUUGUGAAGUGGCUACCCCGACUCCACGCCUACAAAGGCUACUGCAGCAAUCAGCUGGCAGCCAAAGCCCUGCUGGAUCAGAAGAAGCAGGACAGGAGAGUGCAGGAUUUCCUGCAGCGCUGCCUGGAGUCUCCCUUCAGCCGCAAGCUGGACCUGUGGAGCUUCCUGGACAUCCCCCGGAGCCGCCUGGUCAAAUACCCCCUGCUCCUCAAGGAGAUCCUCAGGCACACUCCCAAAGACCACCCUGACAUCCACAUCCUGGAGGAAGCUAUCUCCAUAAUCCAAGGAGUCCUCUCUGAUAUCAACCUGAAGAAGGGCGAGUCUGAGUGCCAGUAUUACAUUGACAAGCUGGAAUACCUGGAUGAGAAGCAGAAGGAUCCAAGGAUUGAGGGCAGCAAAGCCUUACUGUGCCACGGGGAGCUGAAGAACAAAAACGGACACAAACUCUACGUGUUCCUGUUCCAAGAGAUCCUGGUGCUGACGCGGCCGGUGAGCCGCAACGAGCGGCAGGCGUUCCAGGUGUACCGCCAGCCCAUCCCUGUGCAGGAGCUGCUCCUGGAGGACCUGCAGGAUGGGGAUGUCAAAAUGGGGGGCUCCUUCCGAGGGGCUUUUGGCAAUUCUGAUAAAGCCAAAAACAUUUUCCGAGUGCGUUUCCAAGAGCCGGGCCCGGGCCAGUCGCACACGCUGCAGGCCAACGACGUUUUCCACAAACAGCAGUGGGUGAACUGCAUCCGCACGGCCAUCGCCCCCUUCCAGAGGAACAUCCCUGCCCCAGAGCUCAAGGAGCUGCCUGAGCUGAGUGAGGAGUGUGAGGAGAACAACCCCUCUGUGCCCAACAUCCCAACCCAGAGGCGCCAGUCGGGGAUUUCCCACAUGGAGCUGGACGAGAGCGCGGCCGAGUGCGGCUCCGUCCUGGACUCGGGGGAAACCAAAGGGCUGAAAUCCCACAGAACCUCAGCUGGGCACAGAAAAUCCAGGGAGAAGCAGCUCAGUGGGAAGAGGAAAGAAACAUUGGUGUAAGGAGAAAAAAAAAAAAAGAGCCCUGGUGCCACUCUGUUAAUUUAUAAAUAAUUCCUUGUACAUUUUUGUACCGGGGGCGCCUUCGGGGCUGCCCCACGGAUGAGAUCCUGGGUUUGUUUGGAAUGGCAGCUAUGGUGUGCAGUUACUGUUGAACUGGGCUCUGUUUUUACACUUGGAGGGGUUUCCAAAGCACUCAUGGCACAUCUGAAGAGCACAUUUGGCUUCCUGGGAGUUUUCCACGUCUGUGGUGGAGGACGGAAAAAAGGUGGAAUUUUGGGCGCUGCAAAAGUCCUUUAAAAAGUCCUUUAAAAAGUUCUUUAAAAAGUUCUUCAAAAAGUCCUUUAAAAAGUUCUUUAAAGGACUCAGCACCUGAAGUCACUCUGGUGUGUGGUUGUGGCAAUUCCUGCAGAUUUGCAUGAUCCAAAAGGAGAAAUCCUAAAAAAAAAAAAAAAACAGACCCCGAGUUCAACAGGCUCUCAAUUCACCUACUGGAAUCUUUGAUCUCUGUGUGUCCUUUGUACAUUCCUCUGUCUCACUCUUGUAUCCUGCCAACUAUUUAAUUUUUUUAUUAGGUUUUUUUUUUUUUGAGUUUGGGGUUUGGGAUUUUGGUUGGGGUUUUUUUUUUUAUUUGUUUUCUUUGAUUGGUUUUUUUUAUUUUUGUAUUUUUGUUUCUCAGACUUGGCAUUUCCUUUGCAGUACUUGAUCCUUCAUGCUCCAGGGGAUGAUGUCCCCAGAGCAAUCCACAGGCUGGGAGGAGACACUACUGAAAGAGAAGUGCUUUACUCCAGGGUGUAGGAAGGUUGUAGGCACGUUGUAGGAGGGUUUGGGGAGCAGUGAGUAGAGGGGUAGCAGGGAGUGAAGGUAGAAUUUUUGUUGCCUUUUGGAAAUGAAACACUUCCCAACGGGAAGCAGGACUUGGAGGCAACCAAGGGGUUCUUGCAUGUGGUAGAAAGGUAGAGAGGAAGUGUUGGAGGGGAGAGAGAGGAGGAGGAAAGGUUGUAAAUACUCAGGGUGGCAGCACUGCCAUCUUCUAGCACUCCAAAGAUCCAGGGAAAAUCCAGGGAAAGAUCCAGCUUGGGAAAGGUGCUGCAGAGCAGCCUGGGAGGCAAAGGGGUGACAGCUCUGAGCACAGCAGGGUGUCCCUGAAAUCUGGGACUGGGAUCCUGAAAUCUGGGAUUGGGGAACCAUUCCUGGAAUCUGGGAUUGGAGAGUGGGAUCCUGAAAUCUGGGAUUGGGGGAAGAACCAUUCCUGAAAUCCAGGAUUGGGGAGCAGCCAUUCCUGAAAUCUGGGAUUGGGGAACUAUUCCUGAAAUCCAGGAUUGGAGAGUGAGAUCCUGAAAUCCAAGAUUGGGGAACCAUUCCUGAAAUCUGGGAUUGGGGAACCAUUCCUGAAAUCUGGGAUUGGAGAGUGGGAUCCUGAAUCUGGGAUUGGGGAGCCAUUCCUGGAAUCUGGGAUUGGGGAACCACUCCUGCAAUCCAGAAUUGGAGAGUGGGAUCCUGAAAUCCAGGAUUGGGGAACCACUCCUGAAAUCCAGGAUUGGGGAGUGAGAUCCUGAAAUCUGGGAUUGGAGAACUA
Molecule: messenger RNA, 3257 nt
Organism: Catharus ustulatus (Swainson's thrush)
Lineage: Eukaryota; Metazoa; Chordata; Aves; Passeriformes; Turdidae
Gene: NET1
Product: neuroepithelial cell transforming 1
Exons: 10
Coding region: 68-1681 (537 amino acids)
Biological process (GO): positive regulation of Rho protein signal transduction; intracellular signal transduction
Molecular function (GO): guanyl-nucleotide exchange factor activity
Source: RefSeq, a predicted model, not a curated record